Messenger RNA from Ostertagia ostertagi, 627 nucleotides. The record is from the annotation of a GenBank genome assembly. NCBI's taxonomy places the organism in Eukaryota, Metazoa, Nematoda, Chromadorea, Rhabditida, Trichostrongylidae.
AUGAAAUUCGACGAUCUAAUAAGAGGUCUGUGGGAACCAUGCCUACAGUGCGCCUACUCUAUCCCAAAUAACCGAGCAAUAUACACGUUUACGGUCAGCAAAGCGGCUACAGCGAAUAACUGCAGCAUAUUCAAGUUGAAUAUAUGGAUGAUUGGACUCGUGUUCAAAGUUAUUCCAUGUAUACUACUGAUGUUCUUCAGCGUAGGUCUGGUUAAUAAGAUUCGUCAAGCCGAGCAACAUCGACGGAAGCUCACAAAUGUCAGCAUGAACAAUGUGAACUCCUGUGACAGCAAUACGUCCGGGAAAAAGAAGUCAUACAAAUCAGACCGUACAACAACGAUGUUGGUUGUGAUCUUGGCUGUGUUUUUGAUAACAGAACUGCCUCAGGGAAUCAUCUCCAUAUUGUGUGCCAUUUUUACUACAGACGUGCAUAAAUUAUGCAUUACCAAGCAGACAACUACUGCGAGUAACUUUAAUUUCACUCAACUGCAGUUACAACGAAAAAACAGCAACAAAGUGAGGAAUAAAGAAUACGCUCCUUUGGCUACUGAAGCCGAAGAGCAUCGCGACGAAUGCGGCAGUGGCAUCGGAUCUGAGGACAGUCGAGAACGGGUCGAACAGCUCUGA